This is a messenger RNA of Scylla paramamosain (green mud crab), 3162 nucleotides long. Its product is annotated as peroxidase-like. The coding region runs from base 149 to 2539 and encodes 796 amino acids. The record is from RefSeq and is a predicted model, not a curated record. The transcript has 18 exons. Gene Ontology annotation, biological process: response to oxidative stress. Gene Ontology annotation, molecular function: peroxidase activity; heme binding. Lineage: Eukaryota; Metazoa; Arthropoda; Malacostraca; Decapoda; Portunidae.
UCGCUGCCGCUAAAUGAUAAGUUAUCUGAGCGUGACGAGGUAGGAGGCGGCAGAACGCCAAGGAGACAGUCUGUUCUCACCGCUCGCCAGGUGAGGACGCGGUGACUGCCAUCCUCAGCCAGCCACGUUACCAAGAAGAGGCUGGAACAUGCUGGGAAAGGUGUGUGUCGUGGCCCUGACGGUCACCCUGGCAGCAGCCCAGGUGAUGUUCCCCGGGGAAGAGUCUCCAGGUGGAACCUCUUCCUCAGCAAUCUUCUUCCCAAGGGAGUCACAGAGGCCUGAAGUCCCAUGUACCACUUAUGAUGGGCAGCAGGGCGCUUGCCGGCUGUUACUGAAGUGCGCUACCUUCUAUGCAGAGAUUGCUGAGCUGUCCCGCUCCCCAUGCACCAUCAGCAGCGAGCAGCAGGGUGUCUGUUGCCCACCCACUAAGGAACCAAUUGUGGAUGUGAGUGGACUGAUCAGCAAGCAGCACCCUGUGCCUCCCUCUGUUCCUGACAUCCAGUUCCCUGACCUCAACAAGGCCUGUGAGAUGGGUGUUCAGGAGGUGAACCAGAAGGAUGAUUUUGAGGCUUUCUUGCUGCAGAACAAUGUAGUGGCAAAAAAAGGCUCGCCAACAUCUCUUCAUGCACAGCUUUUCCAGACAUCAGAGGAGAUCGUCAAGCAAGCCAAGGAUGCUUCCAAGAACAUCGCUGCUUCUGUCAUUCUUGCAAAGGAGUUUAACCUUAACAAGGAACAGGGUGGGUUUGGUCUGCCAAAGUUUGGCAUCCAGAAUACUGUGAUUGAAGACACUUGUCCUGAAGAACCAAUCUGCCCAAGAACUAAAUACCGCGCUUUGGAUGCCACCUGCAACAACCGUCGCCACAAGAACUGGGGCCGAGCUGGGACUGCCUUCCAGCGCAUCCUCGCAGCCGACUAUGAUGACGGAUUAAACACACCCCGUUCCACUUCCCAGUCAGGAGCACCCCUGCCGUCACCUCGCCUCAUCUCCUCCAAAGUUAUCAUCGACAGGGACAAUCUUUAUGCAAACUUCACUAUGCUCAUCAUGCAGUGGGGACAGUUCUUGGACCAUGAUGUGACCCACACCCCCAUCUCUAAAGGAAAGAACAUGUCGGAUAUCACCUGCUGUAUCAAUGGAGCCUUUCGUCCCGCCUCAGAGAUGCAUCCUGAAUGCUUGCCAAUUACCAUCCCAUCUAACGAUCAUUUCUACAGCAAAUUUAAUCAGCAGUGCAUGGAUUUUGUAAGGUCCAUGCCAGCAGUUCGUCCUGCAUGUAACUUUGGCCCUCGGGAGCAAAUGAACCAGAUUACAGCCUUCAUAGAUGCCAGCAAUGUCUAUGGAUCCAGUGUGAGUGAGUCCAAUGAACUUAGAACAUUCACUGGUGGGUUGCUGAAGGAAAGCAACGACCCAAAACAUCUCCUUCCACCCAAGCCCAGUGAAUGUAAGGACUCCACUGGCCAGAAGUAUUGCUUCAAGGCAGGUGACAGCCGUGUGAAUGAGCAGCCACAGCUGGCUGUCAUGCACACUGUAUGGAUGAGGCAACACAACCGCCUGGCCAGAGAACUCUCUAAGAUCAACCCAGGAUGGACUGAUGAGAUCCUUUUCCAGGAGUCAAGGCGCAUUGUGGCAGCACAGAUGCAGCACAUCACCUACAAUGAGUACCUGCCCAUUAUCCUGGGAGGCACAUUCAUGGAGGCAUUUGGUCUUGUGCCACGUAAAGCUGGGUAUGCUCCAGGCUACAGCGAUAAUAUUGACCCCAGUAUCAAUAAUGUGUUUGCCACUGCUGCCUUCAGAUAUGGCCACACCCUCAUCUCUGGCUUCAUGCAGACUUUUGGUAAGUUUGGCACUGUGAUAGACAGUCUGAAGCUCAGCAAGCACCAGUUUUCACCUUUCAGCCUCUAUCAACCUGGUGGUUUUGAUGCACUUAUUCGAGGGUUCUCCACCCAGCCAAGUCAGAAAUUCGACCACUUCUUCAGUGAGGAGCUGACCAAUCAUCUGUUUGCUGGUAAUAAUCCCUUUGGCAUGGAUCUCGUGUCUCUUAACAUCCAGCGUGGCAGGGAACAUGGCCUGCCGCCAUAUAAUCAGUGGCGCAAGAUUUGUGAUCUGCCGCUGGCACAAACAUUUAAUGACCUCAGUGAUGUCAUGGAUGCCCAGGUGAUUGCGCAGCUGCAGACAUUGUAUGAAGAUGUAAAUGACAUUGACAUCUUCAUUGGAGGCAUCUCUGAAAAGCCGAAGCGAGGGUCUGUCCUUGGUCACACCUUCCUCUGCAUCGUUGGGGACCAGUUUGCUCGCCUCAGACUUGGUGACCGAUUCUACUACGAGAAUGGUGGGCUGGAGCCAUCUUUCAGCGAGGAUCAGCUCGAUGAGAUCCGACAGACAAGUCUUGCCCGCAUCUUGUGUGACAACUCAGACAACAUAGAAAUGAUGCAGCCUCUUGCCUUCAUCCAGGCCCAUCGCUUGAACAAGCGAGCUUCAUGUGCUUCUGGGAGACUGAUCCCAAAGGUGUCCCUAGCACCAUGGAGGAAUGAACCAGUGUGGGCCUGAGAAGGAUACUGUUGCUCCACCACCACCACCACCACCACCACUACAACCACCACCAUAACUAGUACCUCCACUAUCUAGUACUACUGUCUCUCACCUUCAUAAGAAGAUAAGAAAAUAAGGGAAGCUGAAAGAAACCAUACACACCUACAUAUAUCCACCUGUCAUCUUCAUCCAUAGAUUGGUCUCCUUUUCUUUUAAACCUCAGUAAUGACUUGGCAUUAACAACCUUAGUCAUUUCCAUUCAUCUAUCUCUAUUUGAUCAAGAACACAUGCUGACAACUCUCAAAGAAUAACACAUUCUUUAUGGGUCACCAAAGUAGCAGUUUAGUAUUAAUCUGUGUCUUGUUUUGUUCUUAAUUUAUACUAUUAAAAGAUUAUUCUCCACUGUAUAUUGUUAUUUUAUGUUUUCUUGUAUGAGCAGUCUUUGUACUAUGCUAUGGACCUGGUGUUUUGCAUAUAUAGAAUACUCUUUGAGGCUCUCACACUGAAUACUCUUUUGUAGAGAUGGGGGUAAACAUUGCUGUGAAAUCCUUGUAAUUGGAGCAGGUGUAUGGUGGGAAGGUUGAACUUGUAAGAAUGAUCAUUCAGGUGUAUCUCCUCAAAUAUAACAUUACAUUUUACAA